This is a messenger RNA of Cynoglossus semilaevis (tongue sole), 15279 nucleotides long. It is a transcript of the gene plcb4b, whose product is annotated as phospholipase C, beta 4b. Bases 8793 to 12509 code for a protein of 1238 amino acids. NCBI's taxonomy places the organism in Eukaryota, Metazoa, Chordata, Actinopteri, Pleuronectiformes, Cynoglossidae. The record is from RefSeq and is a predicted model, not a curated record. Gene Ontology annotation, molecular function: phosphatidylinositol-4,5-bisphosphate phospholipase C activity; calcium ion binding. Gene Ontology annotation, biological process: phosphatidylinositol-mediated signaling; phosphatidylinositol metabolic process; lipid catabolic process. The transcript has 38 exons.
AGAUCACUGCCGCAAUUCUCAUUUCCUUUUUUCCGCAUUUCUUUUUUUUUGUGUCAUCCAGUCCCUGUCCUCUCUGACAUAAUUGUCACCCAGCAAAUGUCUGCUACAGCGAAAGGGCUUUCUUCCCUGAAUGUAAUUUAUAACUUAGGCUACCUCUUCAGUAUUAGUUUCCAGAGCAUCCUGUUCAUGAUUGCAUAUUAAUAACCCAAUCUGCAUUAAGUGAAUUGAAAAAAAAAAAGUGUGCGCAUAAUGUGUGUGUGUGAAACAUAUGGCCUCAUCCUGCCCAUAUGCCGACCUGAUAAGUUAUGUAAGCGUAAUAUUUUAGCCUUGUUGAUCCUCCUGAAAAUGAUGAAAAAGAACCAGAGGGCAAACAAAAAAAUACAACAAAUUAGAAGGGAAAGAAGGAAUGAAAAUCUGUCGUUUUUAUUUUACCAUUUUCUUUAUAACAUUUUAUCCCUAAAGAAUGUUUAGUUUAUGGAUACUACUGCUGACAUCUGCCUUGUACCUCAGCACAUAACUACCAUAGUAGACAUAACAGUAAGAAAUGCCCUUGUUAUCUGUACCUUAGAAACAAUGCCAUAGUAAAAUGGUCAUGCAAACUUCAGUCACCGAUUGGCCAGUUGUGUGGCUGCUGCUGUGUGCUCUAUCAUGUCAUGCUUGGAAUCGUAUUGUAGCGCUCCACAUUAUGCUCUGUAUUAAUGAUGUCAUCUGUAUUAAUGAUACAGGCUCCAGCCUGAAAACUGUUUGUUGACUAGACCACAUUAACAUGUGCUUCAAGUUUACCACGAUAAUAUUCUGGAUAUAAUGUGUGUUAGAACCUGUUCAGGACACAAGGUAUGAUGGUAUUGUUGCAAGAAAAGGAAUUAUACAGUGGACACUUGUUUAGAGUGUUUCAUUAGUUUACUAUGAUAGUCUUUUAAGAUUUUAAAAGAUUUUACAGAAAACUUUUAACCUCAAUUUGUCAUUCUUAGUGGCUGUCAUUUUUAGAGUUAUGCAGUGUAAACAGUGAUAUAUAUCAGUAACAUGUAUUAGUUACAGGUAAAUACACAAUUCACAGGCUAAUUCAAUUCGAGGUCAAUAUUUUUGUAUGAUUUGAUCAGAUCCGAGCUGUCAAAUCCACCUUGAACUUGAUUUAUUUUUAAGCAAAUCCAUCUUUAUCCCUUGUUCCACGUAUCGUCACUACUCAUUCAUCAACUACUGCUUUAAUCCCCUGCAGGUUCAUGGGGUUGACACUGCACUGAAACAAUGGAGUUUACACUUUUUAACAACCUUUGUAAUACUAGAGUUCAGAAGAAAUAAAAAGUUUUUUUAAAUUUGAACCUCAGUUAAACAAUUUAACUUCAGUAGAUCAGUGGAUUUUAGUCUUUACAAUUUAUCAAAUCGUUAGUUUUAAAUACUAUACUAUAUACUAUUAUUUUAAGAAUACACAUCCCAUGAAUAUCUGGGUCCAGUUACUUUAUGCUGAGGCAGAUACUGUAUAUUCAGAAGCAAAUAAUAACUUAGUCACACAGUUGUAUUUACAGUAUUUUUACAUGCUUACAUGUCCACUCAGUGUUGCAUCAUCAGUCUCGGCCUCGGAGGCUGCAGGCUUUCCAAACCUGGCUCAACCCUGUCUGUUCUUCAUGUUAAUAUGUGAGGCCGCUCACUGUUUGCUGCUUAAAGAAAGUGGGAGAGCAGUGAUGAGACAGUUUAUCAUCACUGCAGAGAUAAGGACGUCUGAAGGAAGGGUGUAACGACAGGGGGAUUCUCUACAGACUCCUAGCCAACAACAAAGAAAGAUGGACAGACAGAGAGAGGAAGCUGCUUUCUCUCAUACCAACAGAUGGGAGCCGUAGCCACCAGGUCAAUAUUUACUCAUUCUUUGUGGGAAAAGUUGGCAGCGUUACUUAAGCCGCUUCAGUAGCGAGCUGUGAGAUCAGCCUGAUCUGUGUGAAAAAGUCAGUGAUGUACAGAAGCAACACUCGAGCCACGAUCAUUUUCCCUCAUUUGUACUGCGUGUGUUCGUCCCUCCUCACUUUACCCAUGGCUCUAUUCACUGUGGGGAUACAUGUGAACGCAAUUUGCACUUUCAAUUAAACUGUCGACCUUCGCUCUAGAACGCAAGAUUUGAUUUCGUACCAUCCUCUCCUGGAUAGCUAUUAUUACACAGCCAGCCCAGUAAAAGAGAGUCUAGGAUUUUUCACUAUACUGACGUAGAUCAUUGAUGUCAGCAAAAAUAAUUUUCGCUCCCACAGUCAAUAUUCAUUUUGAUUGGACUGGGCACAAUGACAAUUGUCAUUUAUUUCCUUCAUGCUGCUAGUUAAAAUCCCUAAUCGCAUAAAGACAUUUAUCACAGUCAUAUAAACCAGUGGUUCUCAAACACUUUUCCCAGGAACACUAGUGUUCAGAUUUCACUAAAUUGGCAUGGAAACUAUUUAUUUACUGCAAAUAAUGUUUUUGUUUAUGUGACAGGCACAUUAUAUACCCUUCCUCUAGAAGUCAGUAACAUGGCUGUAAAAAGUUUUUGUUUGGUGGGAUAUUUCUAAUAUAAAAUUUGUGUCAUGGUGCAAAAAAUAUAUAAACGAUGUGACUCAUUUUUAGUCAACUAAUGUGAAAAAGAAAAAAGUAUGUGUGUCUGAUUCAGAGUGUAGCUUGUUCACUUUGAGAUUAAAUGAAGACGAUGGUACAGAAAUACAUACAUAUGGCCAGGGUUCAGGGUUUGCCUGCAGCGUGCUGAUGAGCCUCUAACGUGGCUGCAACACAUGACUUGGUGGUCAGGUCAGAUGACUAGAUAAACAGCAAGAAUGCCGGGUCUUCUGUAUUCUACAGCACCGCUGUUGUCUAGCAGAGAUAGGAGGUGCUUUUGUGUGUGUGUGUGUGUGUAGAGUGUGUGCACCAGAACAUUAUAUUUAAUCAUCUCACUACUGGAGGAGAGGAAAAGAAAAAAAACGAGGAGUACAGAUAGUCAAGGAUUAUAGAGUUGAGAUGCUAUAGAUAAGUAAAGUGUUAUCAUUAACUAAGAUACAUAUUCAUAAAGGUCUGUUCCCUUUUUUAAUUUAUUUUAUGCUCUGAGAUAUUUAAUGUAUGCUUCGACUAUUGGAUCUUAAUGGCAUUUUCUCUCGGCAAUCCUCCUGAGUUUCUGCUCGUAAAAUAAAUACUGCUCUAUGUGCUACAGGCCAUAAAGAAGCAAACAAAAUUCAGACCCAGUAUAAACACACACGAGUUCUCUCAGAUAGAUUUUCAGUGAGUGCCAGAUAUUUGUCAAAGGCCCCUAGCGAUUUCUCAUCAACCACUUCUUGCAUGUCAUUUAAACAAACCUCGUGGCUUAGCGCAUAAAUCCACCAGAUGGUUAUCAUAACAAACUGUGGAAGUAUGCAAAGUUUAGAAGUGUGUCUCAGUCUAGGCACAUCACGAGAGUGUGCCCUAAUCUCUUUUUGGACAAUCGUGGGAGAAAACCAUUUGUUAAAUGACUACAUCAUAUCAGAAGAUCAGGGAGAUGGCUGUUCUCUAAUGAUCAAGCCUCAGGAGAAACGUUUUUAUGAAAGCACUGUACACGACUUCACAAGUCGAUGACAGGAUAGCUCAAAAUAACAACAAAGUUUUACAGAGGUAUGAUCUAAAUUUUAAAAAUGUGAUUACGUACAUUGCAGUUUAAAUGUAAGUCGGAGGCUGCAUACAUUUUUUGUGGAAAAUGAGUCAUUUAGUGAACAGGAAGUGUCUUGCGGUAUAGUUGUUGCUGUAAUCACCAUGAUCAUGACAGCAGCUCUGACUAAAGUACUUCAUAAAAUUGUAUUUGUUUUUUUUUUGUCACUACUCCUGCUCUCGAAAACUUAAACUGGUUAAUGUUCGUAGGCAGGAAUGGUUUGGUUACAUCAGCAGCGACUACAUUAUCAGACUUCAAAUUCAGCUCAGUAAAUCAGUGGUUUAUAAGUGGUUCUCUCUGAGACCCCAGCAGCAUCUCUGAAUUUCUUUCUUUGAGAUUAACUGGUGGAUUACCUUUAGAAUUUAAUGUUGUUUAACUGUGAACACAGUACAGCUAAUUACAAUCAGGGACCUUGAUUGGACAACUUACACCCCUACUGGUGUGUUGUUGGAUUAGUUCGGUUUUUCACUCUUUUCAGUGUUUGUGUGCGUGUCAGUGGUUAAACUGGAGCUUGGGAAUGACACAGUUAAUGUGCAUUAUAUGUACAACCACAAAGAAACUACAGCAUGUCAACCGUGUUUCCCGAACAUUGAACAACCCGAGGGAACCGAUAGCAAACAAACGCCUGCUGUACUAAAUUGAGUAAGUUACCUUGUGAUACUUCAAAGGUUGGUCGUAUUCCAGACAACACAGCUCAGGUCCACUUGUGGUUCAACUUGCAGCGGCCCAGCCAAAACAUAAUCAAACGAACAAACACAGCACAAAUGUGUCGUUUAUUAUUGUGAACCCAUAAAUGUGUCAGUAGUACAACUGUAGUUACAGGCAGUAAACCACACUGCCAUUCAGUUGUAUAUGUACAAUUCUGUCGUUGACACCUUUCUAAUAAAUAAACUAAUAAUAUAUUAUGAAAGAUCUGCAUUUAAAACAUCUUAAUCAGAGCUGCUCCACCAAAAUUUUAGUGUCUGUUUGUCACACUACUUGUUCGACACAAUAGGACCAGAGGACAGCCAAAAAUACUUUGUCCCACUUUUGUCCCCGUUUUCUGCGGUCGGUAACAAAUAAUUAAAACCAACUAGCCAUCUCCUGCCGUAAGACUUAGUCAUUUUUAAAUGGCUGGAGAAAUGGUGCCUUAGAUCCUACAGUAUGUGCCCUGAAAUGUGUUGUAUUUUAUGAAUUGUUUUUUUCCCACACAGUGUGACAAUAUUGUAGUAUAGAUAAAACAAGGAAAAUAUACUCUGUUCUAAACAUAGCUACUUCUCUUGUCACGCCGUUUUUUAAAAAUUCUUUUAUCCAAGACGAAAGCUAAAAUUUGCUCUGCCUUCCCUCUGUGACUCAGGAAAUAGAACAUAGACCUAGUCUUCCUCUCACCUUCUCCCUCCGUCGAGAUUUUACACUUUAGUUUUCUCUGCUUGUCUUAUUUUGGCCUUCAGGGAGCUGACUGCUGACAGCAUCAUAGUAGAAAAAAAAAUCUGAGAAGUCAAAGAAGGUGAAAAAUGUUCUGAGCGUGUGCAUCACUUUAUUCCUCUGCUUUUCUCAGAUUUUCCAAACAUUCCUGCCAUCUCAAAUUUCGCUAAAAAAGAGACACUAAUUCAGUGCUGUUCUACUGACAGAACCCAUGAGACCCAUAGAGCUUUUUCAUUUCCUUAAUAUUUAGGUAAACUCACUCGCAGUCCAUGAAGAGACAGGGUAGAAAUAAUUGGACUGGAUCAGUUCCAAAACCCAUGGUCAGCCACCCUGUGUAGAUCAGAUGAGUGAAGAGACAGAAUUACAGCAGAGAAUUUGGUUUAUGUCUGGUGGAGGAAAGGAGACAGAGACAGAGGCAUAAAGUGGUGACCGUGAGCUGUGGUGACCGUUAGCUGUGAAGCUGAAAGAAGAGAUGAGUAAAAAAGAAAAUGAAGUUGACAAUAGUCAUUCUCAUCAUUAAGAUUAACAGCUGCGUUCAGUUCUGGUUUGGAGGGUUUGGACUUAAAUUUUAUUUAAUAAAAGAUAAGAACGAGACUGAUGCCCUCUGAAUGUCUUUGACCGAUAAAGUCUUGUCCUGGAAUUAAUAUGUGCAGUGACCAAAACUCUUCUGAGUACUUAGUGCUUCAGUACUUCCAUUUCCAUUGGGGUGACCCCGUUAUCAAGAGUGAGAAAUCAGUGUAAGAGCCUGUCAACACUAUGGGACGCAGCUGCUUGAAAAUCAGACGACAGGAGGGUUUUUUUUUUUUUUUUUUUCAACUCUAUAGUUAGAUACCCCCGUGAUACUAAAUGGCAGAAAACCACUCCAAAAAAAGAACACUAUCUGACAUCAGUUAUCUGUAGUGAUUUUGUAGUGACUAAUCUGCCGUAUUUGUCAGUAAUUGUACGUUUGUUUUACGGCAACAUUUUGUCUGCAGCAAUCAAUCUAUUAUGAACCAACAGCUUUAUAUUCUGUUUAAAAAAACACUGCAUUGUUUGAGAAAAGUGUUUAAUUAGAUGAAAUAUUUGGUUUCACCUUUCCAGAAUGUCAAUAUUUAGUUGUUUCUUUAUGGCCACAAGAAAAGUCAGGGACGUUGUUGUUAUUUCGAGAAAACAAAAACCCAGAGUGUGGGAAUGUGCAUCAAGGUUUUUGCAUGUAUUAGAGUUAUAUUUAGCGGAAGCUAUUUCAGAUAGCGUGGAUAAUGUCACUUCCCCAGCCAUAACCGUCUCACCUGUGGGAGUGUUUGUGUGCUUGGCUACAUUAACGGCAUUGUCCUUUUAAUCAGCACCCCUGUGUGUUUCCCCUGUAGAGCUGUCACGGGCUGAGAGAUGAUGGUAGACCUGCUAUUUAAAUCCUCAUGUUGGUACCAGGCUCAUACCUGAUGCCCUAAUCUGAGGAAUCCUUAACGCACCACUGGAUGGUGCUUUAUAUAGUAAAUAUUAAUUGAAAAUGGCAGAAGAACGUAUAAAAAAUGUCUGAUAUUUUCCAUUCUCACUUGACUUGAAGUAGCAAUAGUGCUAGUUGAGUUUCCGUAGUAGACUCUGUUUGUUGUUGAAUUGAUUUUAUAUUAGUCCUAUUGACAUCAAAAGGGUUGCAUUGCCUUUUUACAACAUACUCAACACAUGAGCACAGAUAAAUGAAUGGUAAAUACACCCUUUUCGCACCUGAGGUUUCUCUCGUUCUGACCGUCUAUCUGGGCCUUAUCAUGUUCUAACCCAUUUGCCCUGCACAUUGUGAGUACUGAUCACUCUGUGUACGCGUGACCUUCAUAUUUUGGCACAGAGCCUUCCCACUGAUCCGUUUUCCUGGCUGAAGUGGCCUGUGAACAGCUCUCGUCCAGCGAGGCCACUUGACAUGCAUACUAUUUGAUCCAUAUAAGCUGCCACUGUGGGCGUGACCCAUACAGAUGAAGAGCAGAGAGGUGAGAGAGAGAGACAGAGCUGGGAUAUUUAUCCCCAGAGUGGCUGAAUACCUGAGAACAGACUUGUUACAGCCAAACAGAGGUGACCACGCCAUGACCGAUGGCAGGAAAGUUGUUCCCAGAGUCACGGUGUGAAUGUGGCCUUGUGUGACUCACAUUGGUAUCACCUGAGGGACUCGGUUGAUUGUGCACCCCUUGGAGUCUGUUUUUUUGCUCAAUUUCUGUGGAGCGAGCUCAGGACAAAAACAAACAAAAAACAAACCCCACAAGCUCCUCUUUUGAGUGAUGGUUUCUCCAGGAUGUAAAAAACACUGUUUUCGUCUACUGAACUGUCUCGGAUAAAAUGACCUGGAUGACUGAAACCUACAUAGAGUUUUAAAACCCCUAACCCAAUGUUAUGCUUAAACUGUGUGUCAACCUGCUGACUGUCCUUAAUUCACCUGUUUGGCUCAGAGGGGUCUGUUUUGACAAUUUGGUGGCAUCAUUUUCUGAUAUCUUGCUUUAUUUUUUCUGUACUUUAGUUUUUCUCUGCGUAUACUCUUCAUGCUUUGUUAGCCUUAAAAAAAUCCAUCUUAUGUUCAGUUUAAAUUAUUAAAUUCUACUGAAAGGUGUUGUCCGUUAAAUGAUUAGAUCCUUAAUCCUCCAACACUUUGGACUCGACAUAAAGUUUUUUAAGGUCAGCAUCGACUCCUUUCCUGGUGGUGACUAAAUAAAAUCUGACUCACCUGUAUUUGUCACCUUAACAAAACAAUAUAACAACGUUAAUGUCAGCACACAGUUGACGUUGUUGUUUAAUUUUUGAGGGCCUUGGGCCUUUUUUUGCUUCCUGUUUGUUUUAUUAUCUGUUGUUUUAUUGGUCUCUGGGAAAUUCAGGCUGUUGAGCACAGCUACAGAUGGUUCCUCUGGGAAACACCCAUGAUUCAGGAAAUGGCCAUACAGGAUGUAAUAGAACUUAUGCAAACAACCAAACAAUGGAAAUCAAAAUGACAUGUUUCCCAGAUAACAGCACGUUAGAGGUUGUGUCUUUUGCAUUUAUUAAUAAUGUGUAAUUUUAAAAGAGACGUGUUAAUGCAGAUAAGACAUCACAGUGCAUUAGAUUAAUUAAACUUCUCCCCAUAGUUAUUAAAACUAUGUUGCUUUAUUCUUCCCCUACUCUGCCCAGGGGGAUGUGUUUUAUGAGGUUCAGUGUGAAUGUCACAGGAUACAUUUUUAUUGCUCUUCCUAACUAAAUGGCAUUAAAAUCCGAUCAUCCCUGAUGUAAAUAAAAUUUGCAGCAGAGCAGCUUUUUUUUACACAGCUGUUAAAAUAUAUCCUGUCCUGUCUGUGCUAAUCUGUCAGUUUUCAUCUUCAGCUUGUUUAAAGAAAGCAUUGCUGUGACCGUUGAGGCGAACACACUUGUUUCCAAAUACAGGAAAUGUGGCUGAAACUGUUAUGUCUGUGCACUGUAUGCUUUCAGCGAGCUUUUAUCCUCGCCGACACACCCACUGCUCAUGAGUUACAGAGGAGAGGAGGUGCUGCAGCAGCUGCUGCUGCUGUCUUGUUUGCUAACUCAUUAUCACCACUCCUUCUAUUGACUCCUUCAGGGAAGCAGAUUCCCAUUAAAAGUGUGUUUAGUAGAAGCCGGAGGAAUGAUUGAAAUUGUGCACAUGUUGGAGAAGAUGAGGGUGGUGCGUGUGAGUGCAGCCCAGUGUGGUGUGAGCGACGACAAUUGUGCAAGGACAGAGAGCUCCAGUGCUGCUGUUUGUCAGUAGUUCCCCUCUUCCCUCAGUGAUCUGUCCGUGUCUCUUUUACCUGGUUUGUGAGCAGCCAUGACAAAAUCGUACGAGUUCAACUGGCAGAAGCAUCUGCCUGAGUUCAUGCAGGAAGGUGCUUCAUUUGACAGGUUUGAUGAGGACCCGUACAUGUUUGAGCCUAACUGUCAGAUGAAGGUGGAUGAGUAUGGCUUUUUCAUGAGCUGGAAAAGUGAGGGAAAGGAAGGCCAAGUCCUCGAGUGUUCGCUCAUUAACAGUAUCCGUGUUGGUGCCGUCCCAAAGGAUCCAAAGAUCUUGUCAUCAUUCGAGGCCGUUGGAAAGACGGAGGCAGACUUGGAAGGUUGUGUCAUCUGCAUCUGCAGCGGCACUGACCUGGUCAACUUAAACUUCAUGUUUAUGGUGGCAGAGAAUCCUGACACGGCCAGGAAGUGGACCGAGGGUUUAAGGUCCGUGAUUCACAAUGUCAAGGCCAACAACGUUUGUCCAAUGACCUGCCUCAAGAAACAUUGGAUGAGGUUGUGCUUUGUAACCAACACAAAUGGGAAGAUUCCUGUGAGAGGCAUCACGCGAACAUUUGCAUCAGGGAAGACAGAGAAAGGCAUUUUUCAAGCUUUGAAAGACCUGGGCCUUCCUAGUGGAAAGAACGAUGAAAUUGAACAAUCAGAUUUCACCUUUGACAUUUUCUACCUGCUGACACAGAAGAUCUGUCCCCGCACGGAUAUUGAGGAGCUCUUUAAGAAAAUCAAUGGGAACAAAACUGAUUUUUUAACUGUAGACCAGUUAGUCAGCUUUCUGAAUGAAAACCAACGAGACCCUCGGUUAAAUGAGAUUCUGUUCCCAUUCUAUGAUCCCAAGAGAGCCAUGCAGAUCAUAGAGAAAUAUGAGAGGGAUGAUCUGCUGAAGAAGAAAGGUCUCAUGUCCAGUGAUGGAUUCUGUCGUUACCUGAUGUCAGAUGAAAAUGCUCCAGUUUUCUUGGACAGACUGGAGCUGUGCCAGGAAAUGGACCAACCCCUGGCUCACUACUUCAUCAGCUCCUCCCACAACACUUACCUGACAGGCCGACAGUUUGGAGGAAAGUCGUCGGUGGAGAUGUACCGUCAGGUUCUGUUGUCUGGAUGCAGGUGUGUGGAGCUGGACUGCUGGGACGGGAAGGGAGAGGACCAAGAGCCGAUCAUCACACAUGGAAAGGCCAUGUGCACAGAUAUCUUAUUUAAGGAUGUCAUCCAAGCCAUCAGAGACACUGCAUUUGUUACUUCAGAGUACCCAGUUAUUUUGUCCUUUGAAAAUCACUGCAGUAAACCCCAGCAGUACAAGAUGGCCAAAUAUUGUGAGGAGAUUUUUGGGGACCUGCUUCUCAAACAGCCUCUGGAGAACUAUCCGAUUGAGACUGGCCGUGCACUGCCCUCUCCGAUCGAACUCAAGCGUAAAAUCCUCAUCAAAAACAAACGAUUGAAACCUGAAGUAGAGCAAAAACAACUUGAGGCCUUUAAGAAGCACAUGGAAGCAGGAGAGACCAACACCCCUGCCAUCAUUAUGGGGGAGGAGAAUGAAGACGACACAGAGAAUGGAGAAAAAGAUGGCGAAGAAAAGGACCUAAAUUCCGAGGCUCUGAGUCUGUCGGAGGCAACGAGUGAGAAGGAAGCAAACGGUGUUUCACAGAGAGGCACGAAGAAGAAUGAGGAACGCAGCAACAGUAUCAAGAAGGUACCUGGUUAUGAUGAAGUGACAGAGAUGUCUGAAGCCACCGAGGCUACAGAUGUCACAGAUGUUUCUGAAGCCUCCGACCAAGACAAUAACAAGAAGGGUGGAGAAGAGACAGAAGACUCUGAAGAAGCUCUCAUAGCUCAGUACACCUACGUAGGAGCCACCACCAACAUCCAUCCGUACCUCUCAGCCAUGGUCAACUACGCACAGCCUGUCAAGUUCCAGAGCUUUGAUUUGGCAGAGGAAAGAAACAUCCACCACAACAUGUCGUCUUUCAAUGAGUCUGUUGGUCUGGGCUAUCUGAAGACCAAUGCCAUAGAGUUUGUCAACUACAACAAGCGUCAGAUGAGCCGCAUCUACCCCAAAGGGGGCAGGGUAGAUUCCAGUAAUUACAUGCCUCAGAUCUUCUGGAACGCAGGCUGCCAGAUGGUCUCACUCAACUUCCAGACCCCAGAUCUUGCAAUGCAGUUGAACCAGGGGAAGUUUGAAUAUAACGGCUCCUGCGGAUACCUUCUGAAGCCUGACUUUAUGCGGCGGUCAGACAGGAUGUUUGAUCCGUUCUCAGAGACGCCGGUCGAUGGUGUUAUUGCUGCAACCUGCAGUGUACAGGUGAUUUCCGGACAGUUUCUGUCAGACAAGAAAAUAGGCACAUACGUGGAGGUGGACAUGUACGGUCUGCCCACAGACACCAUCAGGAAAGAGUAUCGCACACGUAUGGUGAUGAACAACGGACUGAACCCUGCCUACAACGAGGAGCCCUUCGUAUUCAGAAAGGUGAUCUUACCAGAUCUUGCAGUGUUGCGGAUCGCGGUGUAUGACGACAACAACAAGUUGAUUGGCCAGCGGAUCCUGCCUCUGGAUGGCCUUCAGGCCGGCUACCGCCACAUCUCUUUGAGGAACGAGGGAAACAAACCGCUGUCUUUGCCCACCAUCUUCUGCCAAAUCGUCCUCAAGACCUACGUUCCAGAUGGAUUUGGAGCUAUCGUGGACGCCCUGUCAGAUCCAAAGAAAUUCCUGACCAUAGCGGAGAAAAGGGCUGACCAGAUGAAGGCGCUCGGCAUCGACACGAACGACAUUGCAGACGUCCCCAGUGGAAGUUCUAAGAAUGACAAGAAGGGAAAGGGCAAAGGUGACACGGUGAAGGCCAGCGUGACACCACAGAGCAGCUCGGACAUGGCCCAGACGUCCAACUCUGCUCAGAACAACACGGCAGAGAACAAGAAGGACAACGCACUUGUGCCUAACGUCAGCAUUGAUGACUUGAAACAGAUGAAGACGUACCUAAAAUUGAUUAAAAAGCAACAGAAGGAGCUGAGUUCAUUGAAGAAGAAGCACUUGAAGGAUCAGAAUGUAAUGCAGAAGGCCCAUUGUACUCAGAUGGAGAAGAUGGUGUCUCUGCAUGACAAGGAGAAAACCACACUGGAGAAGCUAGUGGAGAAAGCAAUCAAGAAACGAGGGGAAAACAACUGCCAGGAGCUGAAGAAGGAGACGGAAGAUAAGAUCCAAACACUGGUCACCGAUCAUAAAGCCAAGGUAAAGGACAUCACAGCACAGCACACCAAGGAGUGGUCGGAGCUGAGCAGCGGUCACAGCAGCGAGGAGCAGGAAAUGAAGGACAGCCACGUCACGCAGCAGUGCGAACACCUCAAGAAGCUGUUAGCCAGUGUUCAGGAGCAGCAGACAGUGCAGCUCAAACUCAUUCACGACCGACAAAGCAAAGAAAUGCGGGCCAACCAGGCCAAGAUGUCCAUGGAGAACAGCAAAGCCAUCAGCCAGGACAAGAGCAUCAAAAACAAGGCAGAGCGAGAGAGGAGAGUCCGUGAGUUAAACAGCAGUAACACCAAGAAGUUCAUGGAUGAAAGAAAGAGACUGGCUAUGAAGCAUCAGAAAGAGUUGGAACAGUUACAGAAAAACCAGAGAGAACAGUUGGAGAAACUGGAGAAGUUCAACGAACAGCUUUUGAAAUCACACCAUGCAAACAAACACCUUCAAGGCCAAGGACAUGCAGCAGAUGGUGAAGCUGGAGGAGGAGAUGGACCGCAGGCCUGCCACAGUGGUGUGAGCGACUGAAACCCACACACAAACACACACACUCUCACUCCUACACACGCAAGCAGCUCCAGACAGCUCUGUUCAACCGAGUGACGAAAACCCUGCCUUCACCACUGUCCGUGUAACUUCUCUGUCCAAGUCACGUACUUUAGAUUUUCACUCUCUUAUUUCGUCCUCUGUCUGUUCGUCUGUUCUGCACACCCUCCCCCCCAGCCCACCUCUCUUAUUUUAUUACACUGAGUCAUUGGUGCUUAUCACUGUUUGACAGGAUUCAACCACUUAUCCAGUAAGGAAAUGUUACUUUAUGAGAUGCAGCAGUGUCGGACGUCUCCCCUCCUCCACUCUGUGUGUAGAACUGAAUUUCCUGUUCUGCUCACUGUUCUCUGCAAUCUAAAAUCUCACACACACUCAAAUGAAUGUGUUCACUCAAGGGUUAGAUUGAAGUGGACAUCUGUUCCUUUUUCAAUACUUUUUUUUUUUUCGUAUCAGUACCCAGUUAGAGAGAGUCUAGAGGAGGGGAGAAGAAUAUGUAUAAGACGUGUCAUUUUAUAGCACAAAUGAUUAAACAGAGUGGAAUACACUGUCCUGUACUGUACGUGACACUCUGUAUGUAACAGGCCAUCAAAUCAAUGUGAAAGAUGUAGCAGUGCUAAAGACUCCUAGUUUAGUUUGUUGUAAUAAGAAUGUAUUUUCUAAAGAGAAAUUACAAUAUGGAAGAAAAGGAAUCAUCUGUCACUCUUUGACAGUGACUUAAAUGUAUUUGACAUGUUUGUUUGUUGUCACUGUUACACCCCUAGUCUUUAAGAUACCAUGAGGAUAAAUAUCUCUGAAUAUUUGAAUUAUAUCUACCUUGAUUUAUAGAUAUAAAGACUCCUACGGUUUUCUGUUUACAACUGCAAAACUUUCCAAAUCGAUACUUUGAUAUUCAUCUUUCAAGUUGACAUUCAUAGUAUUAGAUAAUUCAAGUGUCUGCCAAGUAUUACAGCAAAGCCUUUAAUGAAGUGUAAUACUAACACGGAGGUUAAAGGUAUAGUAUGCAGCAAUUUAUUUUUAAAUGAACCGGAAAAUGAAUUAAAAUGAAAUGUAUCGUUUUAAUUGACUGGAGGUUGAAGGUGUUAUUAAUUUCCUAUGUUAUUAUUAAGUCCAUUUAUUGUUCUAUUUUAAUCUACACUUAUCCUGCUGUCUUUUGCAAGCAGUCUGGACACUUCUAUAAACCAACUAGGUUGAAGUAAUGAAAUUAAACAUAAUUAUGUUAGGUUUUUUGGAAAACAUUGUAACCUAAAUCUAAACUGCUGCAACUAACCACCUACUCUGUCACGAGGUUCAUUUUCUAUACCCGAUGGACAAUCUUCUCGACAGAGGCUAGCUACUUGUUUUUACUCACUAAAAUAAAAAAAUAAAUAAAAUGUCUGCAUACUAUAUCUACAGUGUUUUCAGUACAAUACCAUUCAAGAUUUACUUUCAUCAUCAUCAACCAGCCAUUCAUGUCACUUUAUUCCAUCAGUUUCCAACUCAUCAAAACCACAUAAAGGGAAGCUCUCCCUUUAUAUUUUCCUGAUUGCACUUUAGAAACCUUAGCAGGUUCAACUCAAUGUGUCCCUGUUUGACUGCGUUCAAGGGCCAUUAAAAAAAAAAGCCCCAUAACGACAAGUCUACGACGGAGCUUGUUACGUAGCUUCCAUUAAAUCGCCACACAAGACCAGGUCUUCUCCCCUCAUGUCCCUCAGUGUUUCCCUUUAAAAUGUAUUAAAGAAAUACAGAAGGUUAAAGACCAGAAACUGCUGUAAUCAGCCCGGACACUGCUGAACAUAAACUGCUGCAAAGGGACAGAGAUGUCAUUCAGUCAUAGAUAAAGUAAAACCUGUGGGUACUGUAGUAACGUGCACAUACAAUCAUGCCAGGUCGUUGAAGUGCAAUGGUGUUACACAAAGACGAACCAAAACACACUAUCGUAUUGAUAACACACUUAAAACACAGAAAUAAAAGCACCUUGAGGUAUUUUGGCCUUUUGUUUUUUUUUUUUUUUUUUCUGCUGUUGUAAUCUGCUGUAAUCCAUUUAAAGGGUAGACGGGACUUUGUUGUAUAUACUGGAAUGUAUUUGAUUUUCUUUCAUUUACACUUGGGUUCUUUCAUUUAAGGGUAUGGGGACAGAAUUGGAGACUGGGUAAUCUAUUUUUUCACCACUUGGUUUUGUUUAAUUUGUUUGUUUUUUUUUUUCAAAUCUGCCCUUUAUGCACCGCGCAAACAGCAUAAAACUCUCACCACAUAUCUAGUGCAGAGAUUAACGAGUAAAAGUGCUUUUACAUUUUAUUCCAAUGCUUUCGAAAUGUGCCACUCAAAUGUGUCUGUUAGGAUGUUUAAAGUAUUUCAUGAAUGAUAAAAUGCCAAAUUAAGGGGUUAUUUAUAUGAAGAUAUAAAAAAAGAAUAUAUAUAUUAUAUAUUAAAUUUGUGUAGUUUAACAUUAUGUUUUUAGAGGCUUUUUUUGCACUAGUUGAAUGUCUGUUUUCUGUUGUGUGAUUACAUGUAACCUAAUGGCUCUGUUAGUUUGACUAAAAGCAGGUUAUUUUUUGCAGAGCGACAUCACAGGUUUUGAGUUUCUUGGAUUCUAUGUAUCUCCUCUCUGUUUUCUAUUUAAAUCGUAGCGUGUCGACAGACCAUUCUGUGUGUGUUUUUGUAUUUAUAUUGUAGUGUUGAACUUAUAGCAAUGAAAACACUGUUGUUAUCCGGCUCCUUUAAUACUGUUUUAUAGUAUGUGUACCAAUAAAUCCAGGUGUAAAAUGGGACAAAA